This is a messenger RNA of Dothidotthia symphoricarpi CBS 119687, 2864 nucleotides long. Its product is annotated as CTR1 suppressor protein. Gene Ontology annotation, molecular function: glycerol-3-phosphate O-acyltransferase activity; glycerone-phosphate O-acyltransferase activity. The coding region runs from base 434 to 2650 and encodes 738 amino acids. Gene Ontology annotation, cellular component: endoplasmic reticulum membrane. Lineage: Eukaryota; Fungi; Ascomycota; Dothideomycetes; Pleosporales; Dothidotthiaceae. The transcript has 5 exons. Gene Ontology annotation, biological process: phospholipid biosynthetic process. The record is from RefSeq and is a predicted model, not a curated record.
GUGUCUCACGUUCUCGACAUCUUGAUCCCAGCUCGUGUGCAGCAGCCUCCGCGUUUCCGAGCCCCAACAACAUUUCUGGCGCCUCUAAUACGCCCAGAUAGCCGUUCGCUUUUCCACCGGAACAUUAGCUGUCGAGGUUCGCGAGAACUGGAAGGAACAAAACUCUAAAUAUCGCAACCUUAUCAUGGCGUGAUUUACUCCUGCCUCCUCACACACACGACAACCAAUAGCGCAUAAUUGCGCGCGCUCCGGAGACAACCGAAAAGUAAAGCCAGCAGCUUCCAGCGUGUCCUUGCUAUCUUGUAUCUGGGCUGCGUACGCGUACUCCAACUCUCAACCCUCACCAACCAUCUAUCGCUAUCCACAUACAAACUCGCUCUGAAUAUAUAUACAACAUCGCAAACAUAGCAGCCUGCGAGGCGAUAUACCCACCAUGGCGAAAGACAAGAAACCCCUUGCGGUUAUGAACAAGGUGGUAUAUGACAGCUUUCUGUCGACCUUCUCUCUCCUGGUGGAGCUCUUCUUCAGAGAGGUACAUCCCAGGAGUAGCUGGAAAGUGCCAAAGGAAGGCCCCGUCAUAUUCGUAUGCGCGCCACAUGCUAAUCAGUUCGUCGACCCGCUCAUGUUGAUGCGCGUCGUCAAGAAGUACUCGGGGCGCCGCAUCCAGUUCCUCAUAGCCGACAAGUCGAUGAAGCGGAAGUUUGUAGGCGCAAUGGCAGGCCUGACAGGUGUUGUGCCUGUGGGCAGGGCAAUGGACCAAACCAAACCAGCCGAAGGCAAAAUUUACCUCCCCGACCCCAUCAACGACCCAUGUAUAGUUCGGGGCGUUGGCACCAACUUUGAAGAUGCCAAUUUCCAGGUUGGCGGUUCGCUCGUGCUUCCAAAGGUCGACAACAAAGCAGCCACUGCGGAGAUUCUGGAGAUCAAGGGCCCCGAGGAGAUCAGGCUGAAGCGAUCCUUCAAGGGAGGAGUUGCCAUGCAGCAACUCACGGGUCGCAAUGAUAUGACCAAGAACGGCACUUUCGUCGAUGGAGCUGCCGAGAAGAAGGGCACUGCCGAUGGGUUCGAGGGCAUCAAUUUCUUGGUUGCACCCAAGCUUGAUCAGUCAGAAGUCUACGAUGCUGUCCAUGCUGUGCUUCACAACGGUGGAAGUGUCGGUAUUUUUCCUGAAGGUGGCAGCCAUGACCGUACCGACCUUCUACCUCUGAAAGCCGGUGUUGCUAUCAUGGCUCUUGGUACCGUGGCUACCCGGCCCGAUUGCAACCUGAAGAUCAUUCCGGUUGGCAUGAACUAUUUCCAUGCUCACAAGUUUCGAUCCAGGGCCGUUAUUGAGUUUGGCACUCCUAUCGAUGUCCCGGCAGAACUCGCACAGAAGUUCAGUGGCCCUGGGCGUCGAGACGCUAUUAGCGAGUUUCUGGAGUCGGUUCGCCAGGGUCUUCUUGGAGUGACUGUCACUGCGCCCGACUAUGAUACACUCAUGGUCAUUCAAGCUGUUCGUCGUCUCUACAACACCAAAGGCACAAAGCUUCCGUUACCUAGGGUGGUUGAGCUCAAUCGCCGUCUUGUACAAGGCUACGAACGCUUCAAAGAUGAUCCACGCAUCAUUGAACUUAAGAAGGAGGUGGUGAAAUACAACUCAAAACUUAGGGCAGUUGGGAUUAGUGACCAUCAGGUGCAGCAUGCCAAGAUACAUCCGUUCCGCGCCUUCCUCCUGUUCUGGUACCGGGCCUUGAAGUUGAUCGUCCUUACACUCUUCGUCCUCCCCGGAACCAUACUCUUUGCGCCAGUGUUUAGUGCGUGUAAGCUGUACUCGAAGAAGAAGGCUAGGGAGGCACUCGCAGCUUCCAACGUCAAAAUCCAAGCCAGAGACGUCAUGGCCACCUGGAAGCUCCUCGUCGCUAUGGCCGUUGCUCCUACUGUCUACUUCUUGUAUGUUUGCAUUGGUCUCUACUGGUACUCGGCUAGCAAUUGUUGGGGUUACCUUCCUUCUGGCAUUAGGAAGCGAUACCUGGUCAUCGCCCAGAUGAUCUUCUACCCCACGGUCACGUAUGCGGCGCUCCGCUUUGGCGAAGUGGCAAUGGAUAUUCUCAAAUCUCUGGGUCCCCUCUGGAAGAUGACGAAUCCGUUCUCCAACAGCGAACUUGCGAAACUCCAGUCCCGCCGUGAAAACCUUGCCGUUCGUGUCAACGACAUAAUCAACACUCUCGGUCCGGAGAUGUACGAGGACUUUCACGCAAAGCGCAUCAUUCAGGACCCCUUCAGCCACGUCUCAGAUCCAAGCGAACACCAACAACACGAGAAAGAAGCCACACCCAAGACUCCUACGCGCAAAUCUACUAUCGCCCCUGAAUCGACCUCGCCUGAACACCAGAUCCCUCGCAACGAGUCUUUCGAAGACCUUACCAACCAAGACAUCUUCUCGUCCGGUCCACAUACGCCGAAGAAGAGCCGCAGCAGGAAUUCGAGUUCGGCGAACCUUGGGUUCCAGCUCAAGCCGUUCAGCACAAUUGAUGGGAAUCUCGAUGAGGUGAGGAAGAGGCUGAAGGACGGGGUGAGGGACCGGACAAGAAAGAGGAGGAGCAGUGGGAUGGGUUCGGAGAGUGGGGAAGAGGGUGAGGAGGAGGGUUUGAGCUUUGGGAAGAGAAAGUAGGGUUGAUAUAGAGAGAGGAGAACAUCAAGAGGGAAGAGGCUAAUCGUUUCAAGGUGGAAAAGUUUGAGCAUUGGGCGCGGUGAUACCACUUCUUUGAGACUUGUGUCUUUUCCUUGCUGGUGGAAAGUAGUUUAUAAUAGAAUCGUACAUGAGGAUUUUUACUAUAUGUUUUCGAGGAGUACGAACAUGACAAAAGAAAAUUGACCCGUUAUAU